This is a messenger RNA of Cuscuta epithymum, 568 nucleotides long. Lineage: Eukaryota; Viridiplantae; Streptophyta; Magnoliopsida; Solanales; Convolvulaceae. The record is from the annotation of a GenBank genome assembly.
AGUGAUUAAGGUACUAAUUUUAUAAAAUUAAUUAAUGCGAUCAGUAUUGCACACAUACGUAUUUAGUAUGGAGUAUUACACUACACACAUAAAGAUUAAUCCAUUAUACUCCGUAACUAAUUAAUUAGUGCUGCAUGCGUGCAUGCGGGCACUUUUAUUUAUUUAUUUAUAAUUUAUUAUAAACAAUAUAGGUAGGUAGGUGAAAAUAGUAGCUAGAAUAAAGAAAUGAAAUCAAACGAAAGAAGUGACAGAAGUUGUGUAGAUCCCAGCUGGCUUCCAGGUGGCAGGGAUGACGUCAGUGGCGGUGAGGGUGCGGCCAGCGUCAUCUGUGAGUAUGAUGGAGAUGGGUUCCUGGGUGCUGAGUCCGGGUGCGGGAACGUCAGCCUUAUAAACCACACCCCAGGACUGGACCAUGCUUAUCAACGUCCCGUUCGAACCCUGCUUCAGCUGAACCCGGCUCAGUGUUCCCUCUCCUCCCACGUAUUUUAUCGCCACUGCGAAAUAGUAGGGGCUCGAACCCGAGUCCACAGUGAAGGUCAGUGGCGUCGUCCCCCAAUUGCAAUCAACU